Messenger RNA from Castor canadensis (American beaver), 757 nucleotides. The record is from RefSeq and is a predicted model, not a curated record. Lineage: Eukaryota; Metazoa; Chordata; Mammalia; Rodentia; Castoridae.
GAGAUCCACUGAAGUUUCUAUCUGUGUGUUUAGUUUCAGGAGACUGAUCCUAUUUAACUAUUCAAUUGCAGAUAUAAAUGAAUGCACUUUCGACAAUGGUGGCUGUCAGGACCAGUGCUAUAAUACAGUUGGCAGUUAUUACUGCAAAUGUCAAGCUGGCCAGAAGCUGAAGAAAGAUGGCAGAGCAUGUGAAGACAUCGAUGAAUGUGCGGUGGUGAAUGGAGGCUGCCAGCAGCGCUGUAUUAACACUCUGGGCACCUUCCACUGUGAAUGUGAUACAGGAUACAGACUCCAUGUGGAUGAACGCACCUGCAUAACUUGUUCCCCAGAGACCAGCAGGAAAGAGUGUGACAGUUUUUGCAAAUGUCAGAAUGGAGGCAUCUGUGAUUCUCUGACUGGGCCGUGCCAGUGCCCUCCAGGGGUUCAUGGGAAAGCAUGUGAAGAUGGAUGCCCAAAAGGAUUUUUUGGGACGAACUAAAAGAGUCACUGUCCCAACCAUGGUCAUUGUAACAGGAUGUAUGGUACCUGUAUGUGUGAGCCAGGGUGCUAUGGGAGAUUUUGUCACUUGAACUGUCCCAAGGGGGCCUACGGAGCUGGCUGCUCUUCAGAAUGUCAGUGUAUGGAGGAGAACACCCUGGAAUGCAGUGCCAAAAAUGGUAGCUGCACCUGCAAAUCUGGUUACCAAGGCAACAGAUGCCAGGAAGUGUUGUUGUCUCUUAACAUACCACAUACUUGGGCAGCAGAGAGGCAGACUUGA